UCCCAGAACAUAGCAUUUUUAAGGAAUACACAAUAGUCACGACUUCACGCCCAUGGAAAUUUCAUACAUUAAGAUCAAAUGAUGUGGAGAUUGAACAGUCGCUGAAACUGAAAGGGUUUGAUUUUAGAUGUGAAAGGGAAAUGGUAAAUAGGACAGUCUCACAAUUAAAUAUAAAUAGACAUGCUAAUAAACAAGCCAGAGACUGUGUGGAAAAGCUGAAGGAAGACUCUCUGAAAAGUUUAAAACAGAUACCAAUUAUGCUCCAACAACUGAUAUGUCUAUGGUUUGAUGGUAAACUCGAUAAAACCUCAAGAUGUGCCAUCUACACCGGCAUGUUAGAACUGUUCUUUACAUGGAAUGACAUGAAAACUACAGGAACAAGUACUCCACUCAUGAAGGGUACUCAGAGAGUAAACCUCCCUCAAUAUUUAGCCGAUAAAAUCAAAUUAAGAUUAAACAGCCAUUUCAUUUAUGAAGUAUCACGGUUGGCUUAUGAGACACUAUUUAAUUGUCCAAAGAACAAAUCCUUGACAUUUGACAUGUUUAUGUUUGAUGAACUAGAAAUAUCAGAUGAAGUAAGAGAAAAUUGCUUGAAACUUGGAAUAAUUACAGAAGAUGAAUGUCCGAGUUUAUUUGUAUCAGAACCACCAAGCUCAUUGUUCUCUUUUAUUCACAAAUCAAUGCAAGAAUUUCUGGCUGCAGUGAAUAUUGGUAUCAAUUUCCUUGCAAAAAUUGGUUCAUUAGAUAGUACAGGAAAUGCUGAAUUAGCCAAAAAGAUUAUCAAUGAGGUUUUUCAGAAAUGUUCAACAAUAAAUGACAUAUUAGAGCAAUCAAAUGUCAUGAUUAUGCUAUGUGGUCUUGAACCUAGAUUAGCCCCACAUGUCUCAAAACACGUAUUUGAUACUGUGUCAGAAGACUCUUAUGUUCAGAAAUUCAGGAAAACAACAGAUAGACAAAGAGAAGACAGUGUAGAAUUGUAUGUUAUGGGUUCUGAAUCUGAUACUACAUGUAUUACUGAUAUUCAAAGGCUUAUUUUUGAGUUAAUUGAAGAAUGCAAUUCAUCAGAUACUCCUGGAAGCUGUCCUGUAUUUUAUAUAGGAGAUUUGGUCUUUGAUAUAUUUAAUCGGUAUUGUGAUAUUGUUUGUUCAGGUAUUGAUCAGCAUCAAAUUGUUCCUGACUCUGUUCUGUCUAUUGAGGUAGCUAACAUCAACACAAAUAAUGCUAAAUUGACAAAAUAUUUACCAAUGUUUCAUCAUCUUGAAAAAAUUAAAAUAACAUAUGGAGAUGAACCUCAAAGGUUAUUUAGUACACAAAGUGAUAGUACACAGAGUAAUGAACAGAUGAUUGAUGAGAUGAACAAUUGUGUUUCUGAGACAAUUAAAGUAAACACUUCAACAUUAAAAUCUCUGUCUCUUGGUGAAACCGAUCACACUGACAAGCAGUAUUACCCUGUGUAUAAAACAGUUGUUAGUAACCUACCUAGUAUGAUCAAUCUUGUAGCAAUAAAAAUAAGUGGUAUAACAAUGAGUCAUGAUGAUACUACUACAUUUUGUAAUUUUCUUGAGAGAACCAAUCAUCUUGAACAAAUAUAUCUUGUUAAUAUUGAAUGUGAGUGUGAGAACCAGCAUGAUGUAAAUUUAUCACAACAUCAACAACUUCAGUACCUUUAUUUGAGAUAUGCUGUUAGUGUGAUAGAUGCUGAUACUACAAACCUUGAAAUAUUUAAAUUUGGAAAUUUGAAAAAUAGUAAUUAUGAGAAAAUAUUUGAUAUUAUUAUAAAAUCUUACAAAUUAAAAGAACUUCAAUUAUAUGGAGAUUAUGACAAUAUAUCUCAAUUAUAUCAUACCAACAUAACAAAGAGACUAGUCACAGUAUUGCCAUUGUUACACAAUCUCAGUGAGCUUGAGUUAUGGUAUUGUAGGUUAACUGACAAUAUAAUACAGUUACCUUUAGAGAUGAAGAGUUUAAAGAACAUUAAGCUUUUUGGUGUCAAAAUGAGUUUGACAACAUGGCAGAAGUUUGUUGAUAGUCUUCCUGGUAUUCCUCAUAUUGUAGAUGUGAGUGUAGUGAACUGUUAUAUAACAGUUGGUGGUGAGGAGAUUAAUGAUAGGUUAACAUGGACAUCACAAGGACUAGGAGGAGUGAAGGGAAAUGAUGCUAUACAGUAUGUAAAAGAUAGAGAACAGUUAAUUCAUGUUAAACGUGGUGGUGAAGAUUGGUUUGGCUUUUCAACAACAAAAAAAGUGAUAUAGGAUACAUGUAUUAGAUGAUACAUGCCUUUAAAUUUUCAAAAAAAAAAGGGAUAAAGUGUCCAUGUAAUUACAUAGUAUUUUAACUAAAUGUGUUUUUUUUUUCAUUUUCAAAAAAAAGAUAAUGUUUGGAAUUUUUAACAUAUUGAUAUAGGAUACUUGCAGUUAACAUAGUUUAGACAAAAUUAUUUCAUGUUAGAAGACACAAUAAAACAGUGAUACUUAUGACAAGUAAUUCACAUAUUGUUGUGAAGCAAGAGGAUGAAUAUAAUACAUUAUGAUAACAAUCAUCAAAAACAGUUAAAUUAAAUAUUGAUAUCUGGUCAAUGUAACAAAAUGCAUUAUUAUAUUUUAUAAUAUUGAAAUUGGAGAAAGUAGUAUUCAAAUUGUGUUUAUAAAUAAAUAAAUGAAAAAAAUGCAGCAAAAUAGAAUAGAUAUAUUGAUCUUAAUUAAGGUAAAGGUUCUUUUUUAAAGAUCAGGGAUAGUUAAAAAAACUGAUUUGAAAAAAGUUAUGUUCAAAUUAUAAAUACAUAAAUAGAUAUGUAAAUAAACAAGUCAAUAAAUUAAUGAAUAAGUAAAUUUAAUGGAAAUAUCAAACCACAGAUGUUAAAUGUACAAGGUAAGAACAUGAAGAAGAAGUGAAAGCUUAAUAUAACAUUCAAAUACCAUUAUAUGAUGUAAUAUAUGAUAUGAUAAGGGAAUGGUAUAUGUAAAUACCGGUUAUAUGAUAAAUAUGUCAUAAGAAUGGUAUAUAUCAAUACAAGUUAUAUGAUAUAUAGGACAAGGAAAUGGUAUAUAUAAAUACCAGUUAUAUGAUAUAUAGGACAAGGAAAUGGUAUAUACAAAUACCAGUUAUAUGAUAUAUAGGACAACGGAAUGGUAUAUAUAUAUACAAAUACCAGUUAUAUGAUAUAUAGGACAAGGGAAUGGUAUAUAUAAAUACCAGUUAUAUGAUAUAUAGAACAAGGGAAUGGUAUAUACAAAUACCAGUUAUAUGAUAUAUAGGACAAGUAAAUGGUAUUCAUAAUUGUUUCAUUGAGAUGAGGACCAUUUACAUGUUAUAUUUUAGUGAUUCCUUCUUUGAUUGUUUUUGUGUUGCCUUGAAAAGGCGACAUAUUGGGGUUACUUUUGUCAUCGGCGUCCCUUAAAGCUUGUCCGGAGCACAACUCAGUCACUUUAAGUCUGAUUGACUUCAAACUUGGUAUGCAUGCUUCUUUUAAUAACCCAAAGUGCAGUGCACAAGAACCAGUACUCUGCACUUCUUAAUUUUUGAGUUAUUGCCCUUUGUUAAUUUUCAUACUUUAAUUUUGUCCGGGCCAUUUCUCUUCAACUAUAAAAGCUAUUGACUUGAAACUUCAUAGGAUGAUAGAUCUCAUUAAGAAAAAGUGCAGUGCACAAGAACCGGUACUCUGCAUUUCCUAAUUUUUGAGUUAUUGCCCUUUGUUAAUUUUCAUACUUUAUUUUUGUCAUGGCCAUUUCUCCUAAAGUAUAAAAGCUAUGGACUUGAAACUUCAUAGGAUGAUGGAUCUUAUUAAGAAGAAGUGCAGUGCACAAGAACCGACUCUGCAUUUCUUAUUUUUUGAGUUAUUGCCCUUUGUUAAUUUUCAUACUUUAUUUUUGUCCAGGUCAUUUCUCCUAAAGUAUUAAAGCUAUAGACAUGAAAUUACCUUCAUAGGAUGAUAGAUCUCAUUAAGAAAAAGUGCAGUGUACAAGAACCGGUACUCUGCAUUUCUUAUUUUUGAGUUACUACCUUUAUUAAUUUUCAUACUUUAUUUUUGUUUAGGCCAUUUCUCAUAAAUUAUAAAAGCUAUGGACUUGAAACUUCAUAGAAUGGUAUAUCUUAUUGAUCUGAAAUGCAGUGCAAAGAAACUGCUGCUCUGCACUUCUUAUUUUUUGAGUUAUUGCCCUUUGUCAAUUUUCUUGUCCUAGCCAUUUCUCCUAAACUAUAUUGUUCACAAGGUCACACAUCCGACUCGCGGAGUUCUAGUUAUAUUGUAAAAAUUGAAAAAAAGUUGAAAAUUAUAAUUAUGCAAAACGAUAAAUGUGUAUAGUUAAAGGGACUCCACUGAGGAUUUUUGACAUAUUCAGAAUUAUAUCUACUUGAUUUUUGAGAGUAAUAUAUGAGAGUAAUAGGAAGUCACUGUCCGAGGACCAUGAACUAUAACAUAGAUUUUGACAGAAUCAUUACACUUUUUGAAGUUAGAAAAUUAUGCAAUAUCCAUUAGCUGAAGUCCGUCUGAAAAUUACACUUUCAAUUUUAUUCCGAGUAUAUUUCUUUAACAUCAUUUUAUUUUUAUACCCCCGCACAACAAAGUUAUCCCCAUAAUAACUUAAGAAACCUUUGACCCACAGUCUUCAUAUUUGGCAUGGAGGUUAGUCAUGAUUAGUAGAUGACCCUUUUUAUACGCCCGUUUGAAAAACGGGACGUAUUAUGGGCGGGCGGCGGGCGGCGUCCAAUUUUGUCCGGAGCAUAUCUCCUACAUAUAUGGAGGGAUUUUAAUGAAACUUCAUAGAAAUGUUCACCACUAUGAGGAGCAGUGUCGCGCACAUGAACCAGGUCUCUAGGUCAAAGGUCAAGGUCACACUUAGAGCUCAUUGAAAAAUGCUUUUUGGGGAGCAAAACUUCACAUGUAUAGAGGGAUUUCAAUAUUACUUGGCACAAAUGUUCACCAUUGUGAGGCGGAGUGUCGCGCGCAAGAUUCAGGUCCUUGCGGCCAAGGUCAAGGUCACACAUAGAGGUCAAAGUUCAGAUAAAAAUAUGAAGAUGUGUAUAUGGACCAUUUAGUCAUCAUUUAUUGAGGGAUUGUAACACAAAUGGUCAUUAUCAAGACUAUGGCUGUGAUACAUAUAAUUUAGGUCAAUAUAUACAAGGUCAAGGUCACAAAAGAUGAUGAAAUAUCCAGAUUUUGUCUGGAGCAUAUCUCCUACAUGUAUGGAAGAACUUUUAUAAUACUUUAUGGAAAUGUUCACCACCAUGAUAUGUAUUGCUCCAUGCAUGAUCCAGGUCUCCAGGUCAAAGGUCAAGGUCACACUUAGAGCUCAUUGAAAAACGCUUGUCCGGAGCAAAACUUCUCCAUUCAUAGGGGGAUUUCAAUAUAACUUGGCACAAAAUGUUUACCAUUGUGAGGCUGAGUGUCGCACGCAAAAUUCAGAUCCCUGCGACCAAAGUCAAGGUUACACAUAGAGGUCAAAGUUCAAAUAAAAAUUUGAAAGAUGUGUAUAUGGACCAUUUAGUCAUCAUUUAUUGAUGGAUUGUAGCACAAAUGGUA
Ruditapes philippinarum (Manila clam) is the source of this 5518-nucleotide messenger RNA. RefSeq lists its product as uncharacterized. The record is from RefSeq and is a predicted model, not a curated record. The transcript is spliced from 2 exons. NCBI's taxonomy places the organism in Eukaryota, Metazoa, Mollusca, Bivalvia, Venerida, Veneridae. Bases 141 to 2252 code for a protein of 703 amino acids.